Messenger RNA from Amborella trichopoda, 2940 nucleotides. NCBI's taxonomy places the organism in Eukaryota, Viridiplantae, Streptophyta, Magnoliopsida, Amborellales, Amborellaceae. The record is from RefSeq and is a predicted model, not a curated record.
UUCCUUUUUCCUUCAUGGCACCCCACUCAGACCCCAUGAAAUGCUAACCCAAACAACCUUCAUAGCGGCCCACCAUCUUCUCUCUCUCAUCCCAAAAUGCACCUCUCUCUCUCACCUCAAGCCCCUGCACGCCCGCCUCAUCCGAGCCGCCCUCCACCUCGACCCCUUCGUGUCCGGCCGCCUCGUCGAGCUCUGCGCGCUAACUCUCCCUGACCAAAUGCACUAUGCCCGCCGUGUCUUCGCCCACGCGCCGAGCCCAAACCUCUUCACAUGGAACACGCUCAUCCGCGGCUACACGCGGGCUCAUGCUGCGCGCGACGCACUUCUAGCCUACCGCACCAUGCGCGCCCACGGCACCGUGCCGAAUGGCUACACACUGGGGUUUGCCCUCCAGGCCUGCGCCCAUGUGCGCGUGGCGGACGAGGCCCAUGAGGUCCAUGCUGACGCAGUGAAACUCGGGCUUGCACAUGGCUCAGUGGGCCUGUCGCUUAUGAGGGUGUAUUCUGUGUGUUGCAAUGUUUACUGCGCACGCCAAGUGUUUGACGAAAUGCCUCAACGAGGGUCCGGUGUUUGGGGUGCUAUGGUGGCUGGUUAUGUGCAGAACGGGAAGCCGAGCGAGGCCUUGGGUGUGUUUAGAGAGAUGCAAAAAUCCGGCCAGGAGGUUGAUGGAUUCACUUUGGCUAGUGUUUUAGGGGCCUGUGGGGCUCUUGGUGCUCUGAACUUGGGUAGGUGGGUGCAUGCGUAUAUAGAUAAGUAUGGCGUUGAUUUGGACGUGGUUUUGGCGACUUCGCUUGUCGAUAUGUACUGCAAGUGUGGACUGGAGAAGGCCAGGUUGGUUUUCGAGGCCAUGCCUUAUAAGGAUGUGAUGGCUUGGUCUAGCAUGAUCGGUGGGUUAGCCAUACAUGGGUUUGGAGAGGAGGCAAUGGAAUUGUUUUCAAGAAUGAAGAUGGCUAAGGUGAGGCCCAAUAGUGUGACAUUCACCAGCGUGUUGUGUGCGUGCAGCCAUGCGGGGUUGGUGUCUGAGGGCCAUAGGCAGUUUGAGAGCAUGCGUUUUGAGUAUAGCAUCAAGCCAGAGCCAGAGCACUAUGGGUGCAUAGUGGACAUGCUUUGUAGGGCUGGCCAAUUGCACCGAGCCCACGAGUUUGUAAUGUCGAUGCCUGUGAAACCCAAUGCUAUUAUGUGGCGGACACUACUCAAUGCAUGUGGGAUUCAUGGCGAUAUUGGGCUGAGUGAGAUCAUCACUAAGCACUUGCUUGAGCUUGAGCCUCAAAGAGGGGAGAAUUACGUGCUCGUUUCCAAUGUGUACGCUAGUCUUCGAAGGUGGUCUGAUGUUUCGGAGAUUAGGGGUUUGAUGAGGCACAAGAGGGCUAAGAAAUUCCAUGGAUUUAGCUCAAUAGAGGUUGGCAGCAUUUUGCAUGAGUUUGUGAUGGGGGAUGAAUCCCACCCUCAGUGGAAGGACAUAUAUGAAAUGCUUGGAAAGAUAGGUGCUAAGUUGAGUGCUGAAGGGCAUGUUGCAGAUACUGGGAGUGUGUUACAUGACAUAGAUGAGGAAGAGAAAGAGUAUGCCUUGGGGCUUCAUAGUGAGAGGCUGGCCAUUGCCUUUGGGCUACUUAAUGUGGGUGAGGGGUGUCCAAUAAGAGUUGUAAAAAACCUUCGUGUUUGUCGUGACUGCCAUUCGGUCACGAAGAUUAUAUCACAGGUUUACGAGAGAGAGAUUAUUAUAAGGGAUCGAGUGAGGUUUCACCACUUUAGAAAUGGGUCGUGUUCGUGUCGAGAUUAUUGGUGAGAUUUUUGGGUUGGCAUGGGUUAUACUUACACAUCAGGAAGGUGGACAACUCCGGUGAACCAAAACUCAUUGACACAAUCAACCAUUUGGGGUGACCUCAAGAAGGCCUUAACCUGGCCCCAUAUGGACAAUUUAAGUGUUAUUUACAGUUACAGUUAAGUGCACAGCUACAAUUAAUGCUGCAGUCUCAAUUCACGACCUGGUUGAAAAAGUCACUUAGAAUCAACAAGCACCACAGUGAUGAAAGAGCAUUACUCGCAAGAGGAAGGACCUGCUUAGAAUGAAUGUGGAAGCAACAUUUCCUUGAAAAUCCUGCUUGUGAAUUCCAUAAACUAGGUAAAUCACAGCUUCAAAGGAGUUUCCACUUCGGCUUUCUUCCAAGAUUGGAGCAUAGUACUAAGCAUAAUCGCAAACGCCCUGCCCGGGCUUCCCUUUGGAUCCCCUCCCACAGGUCGGCUUAAGCUUAACUUUGACAGAUGUUCCCUCAGAAAUCCAGGACCAUCCGGAGUGGGAGCCAUCUUUAGAGAACAUCUAGGCACUACUGUGGCUUCCACUUCCAUUCAUAUUGGCCAUGCCAACUCUAUGGAGGCCGAGGCGAUAGCUCUUCUGGAAGGACUCAAGCUCCUCCAAUCACUCUGCCUGAACUCCAUCUCGAUUGCAGGAGAUUCGCAGAAUACCAUGUCGUGGUCCCUUGCGCAUCUCUUUGAUCAGAUGCAUUAUUUGUGCAAGGAUAUGGACUUCUCUUGGAUGCAUACCUGGAGGGAAGGAAACCAGGAAGCAGACGCCUUAGCUAAAGAAGCAGCAUCAAUGGAUGGAUUUUAGAAGCUUCGUCGUCGGUCUUUUUUUGGAUCAGUUUCUUUUUCUUGGUUGUUGUUUCUAUACUGUAACCUUCAAAAAUAAGGCUUUUGGAUUCCUCUUUUGUUUUUACUUUCUUCUCUAGAGCAUCCGCCCUUGUGGAUUUGCCUGGUCUCUUGUACUCAUAUUUUUACUCAAUUUAAGGUAACUUUAUAAAAAAAAAAAACAUUUGUUUCAGGUACAAGUUUAAGAUCCAAAUCCUGUCUUCUUCUUUUUUUUUGAGAAUGUUUACUUGUAGUGAGGUAAAAAGAUAAUACAAAGGUUACCUCCCACAAGGAUUGGUGAAGGACAGUAAUACC